AUGUUAGUCACCUACCAACAGCUCGAUGGCUAUCAAAUGCCAUAUGAUAAUCUGGGUCUGAGCGAUGCCUGCUUCGACGCAGUCAAUACCACAGUAACAUCAUGUCCUGCCUGGGUUGGCUACAUUGGAGUUGAAAGUGCAAGCUUUGAUAUUGUCCCUAGCGAGCAACUUGUGGCCCUGUGUGAAAGUGGUUCGAUUGCUUAUCCUACCACAUUUAUGACGGAUCGCUAUCUUUAUUCCACAGGUCUUAAAUGUCUGACCGAUCCGUAA
Molecule: messenger RNA, 270 nt
Organism: Penicillium roqueforti
Lineage: Eukaryota; Fungi; Ascomycota; Eurotiomycetes; Eurotiales; Aspergillaceae
Exons: 4
Coding region: 1-270 (89 amino acids)
Source: RefSeq, a predicted model, not a curated record